AUAAAAAGCCAACCCUCCUACGCCCCCUGUCUCUCUGCCCCUGCAUACCCAAUCUUCUCUCUUUCCACAAUUUUCUCCUUCUUCCUCUGCAAGUCUGAAGAGUAGCAGAUGACGUUACAGAGUACGAGCAGGGAAACAGCUUCGUCUCCUAUUCUCGAGGGAGAUGAGAUCGAAGUCUGCAUUAUCUUAGAGGAUCUCAAGGACAUAAUUCGGCAGUCCGAGUUUCAAUCUAUCUCCAAGUUGCUGGUUGGAUGGAGCGGUAGAAGGAAGAGAUCUAAGCGCGUCUUCACGGUCGCUAGCGGCGCCGUCGUCGACUCUCCAUCGCGGUCGCCGCCGAGAGUUUCUCACGGCGACAAUGAAAACCAGACGGCGGAACGAAAAGUCAAAAAGCAGGGAGCGGCCUCCAGUCCCGCCACGCCUCUCUCGUUAUCUCUAACCGAAUCUGAUGAGAAACAAAAACAACGCUCUUCUCGCAAGCGCACGAAGAAGAAGAGUAGAGAAGAGUGGCUGAGUAACAUAGAAGAGUUAAAGCAGAGCAAAGAAACACUAACGCAGGAAUUGGAGAAUGUGAUGAUUUACUACAACAGCUUAAAGGCUUACAAUCUGAAGCUGAAAGCAAUGAAAGAAGGAGAGCUACGAAGGACAUCCCAUGAAAGAGAGGAACCUAAAAUGGAAAUGACUAGGAGAAGCGUGAGUAGUUUUGGGCCGUCAAACUUGGCCCAAUAUAAUCCACAAGAGCAACAGCCUGUUGCGUUGGAGAUGAGGAGUGGAUUGGGGGCAUGCCAACCAUUUAUGUGCGAAUUGGGCCAACUGGACCAAAGACAUUCAUCUUAUGGGUUAGGCAUGGCGAAUCAUGGUGUAGGCCCACUUGGAAUUCCGGAUCUCAACCUCCCAGCUGAGCAGAUUUCUGGCGGUACGGUGGACUCUCCCCAUCCGUACGAUCUUCAGAGAUUGUGGGCUGAUCCUAAGGCCAGAUACGCGGAAGCACGUAGGAAUAGAAAAAUUUUAAAUAGUAUAAAGAUUAGGAAAGCCUCCGGUUUACCUACUCUUGCUCUUGCUAAUCGGAGAUAACCUUUGAGUUUCUUUUUGUUCUUUAUUUUCCUCGAAAGAUUUUAUGUCCUGUUCAGGUUCAGCAAAUGGAAGAUCCUGUUAACCCA
This is a messenger RNA of Ipomoea triloba (trilobed morning glory), 1157 nucleotides long. RefSeq lists its product as uncharacterized. Bases 109 to 1071 code for a protein of 320 amino acids. NCBI's taxonomy places the organism in Eukaryota, Viridiplantae, Streptophyta, Magnoliopsida, Solanales, Convolvulaceae. The transcript has 4 exons. The record is from RefSeq and is a predicted model, not a curated record.